AGUUGAACCGGAAAUAACUGAGUAGAAAGAAAAAGAGAAAGAACUUUUCGUUUCGUAGCUCACCUUUAAACCACAAAGAUUUUAUGAGAGUUCGAAACGGAGUCUCAAGAAAAUGCCGCACAGUCGAUCGUAACGAGCAAGCUUCUCAUAGAACAACCUUCUUCGAUCUUUUAAGGAUUUUCUUAGUGAUCUCUCCGAAGGAAUACGCGAGUGUUAUCCUUUAUUUACUCCUUUUUUUAGCUCUGCUUCUUUUUUGUUAUAUUUUUGAAAAGAAAAAGAAGAAGUCAUCGCACAAACUGGAUAUGGUGGGAUCUUCGUACGUUCUCGGAAAGAUUUAUCGAUCACGUGACAGAAACAGACAAAAAGGUAUAACUAAUAAAAGGAUUGUGUGAUUGUUUUGAAAAUUAACGAAAAUUUGUCGAAAUUUUCAUCGACUAUUGUUUUUCGCGUUAUUUUCUAUGAUCGCCUCACCCUGCCCCCUCCACUUUCUUUCUUUCUUCAUCUUGUUAACGCGAAGUGAAAAUUUAAAAAGUUUGAUUAGAAGGAACGACAACAUGUGGAUUUGACGUCAUUCCGACAACAAUCGUCAUCAUCGUCGUCGUCGUAUUCGAAAUAAAUUAGAACGACGAGUCAGCGAUGCUUCUUCUGCUUCAACGUUGUCGUCAUUUUCAAAUACGAUCAUGUUCCUCUAAGUUUGUCAUCUUGAAGAGUACACCAAGCUCAUCUCUAAACAUGUGGACUCGUUGUUUCGAUGAGCAUCGACAUUCCCAUAAAACAAGAAGUUUAUUCAUCAAUUAUUCUUCGUGGGAAAACUUGUUAAUUAUACCAAGCAGAUAAACGUUAAUAUCUUCAAUAAAAAAAAAAACAUUAAGCAUUUUGAGUCUCCUUACGUUUAAUCGUAAAUCUCAAACAAAGAAGUUAGCUCUUACCUAAGGUACAUAUAUAUAUUCUUCAGUCUCUCUCUCUCUCUUUUUGAGUUUCUACUUAAUAAAUUAUAAAAGGAGAGCAAGAGGAGGAAGGUUCAAGGAUGGUAGAAUGAUAUUUUUCAUUUGACAAAGCCAAACGUCAUACAUAUAUAUGAUUAGAAUCUUUCAACGAGGAAAUAGAGCACCAACAAAAAGAUGAAAGUCAGAAGUUAUCCUGGUCGUGCUGUUCUGGAAGACCCGGAACUACUAUUGGACCCAGACGCAACUCGAGGUCGAGCCAUGGAGUUACUUUACGAGGCCAGUUGGAGGGAAUGUGGCAUCAACUGGACAAACGACAGUAGGAGCAAUAAGGUUGUAUCUCGUGAACGGGACGAAUUGGAAUGCCGAGAACCGUACGCCGAGGUGAUCUCACAAUUGGAAGGAGUACUUGAGGGUAGUCCUAAUGGUGGUAGUGGUGGUGAUGAUGGUGACUGUGGAGGUGAAGAUUCUAGGGGUUCUUCUAGCCCAAGAGAAGGUGGUGGUAGGUCUAGAAGAUCUAGUAGUACUGGUACCGCUAGUAGUAGUGAUUCUUCCGAAACGAAUCAGCCUGUUGGUGGCAAUGGCCAAAGUGGAUUUCUCAUUCCAAGACCGAGACUCAUCGUACCGGUUCACACCUACGCUAGGAGACGACGGACCGGGGCUCCACAACCUAUCAGAAGACGCCAAAUACGCCAAGAGGGUAAAGUUGAAGUUUCGAGAGAUGGAAAAUAUCUGAGCAAUUUGACGCCAGGCAAGGUUCUUGGUGAAUUAGCAAUCCUUUAUAAUUGUAAAAGAACAGCAACGAUAACUGCUGCGGUUGACUGUAGAUUAUGGGCAAUAGACAGACAAAGUUUUCAAACUAUUAUGAUGAGGACAGGCCUCACAAAACAGGCCGAAUAUACCGACUUUUUAAAAAGUGUACCUAUUUUCAAGAAUUUACCUGACGAAGCUUUGACAAAAAUUACCGAUGUUUUAGAAGAAACCACCUACAACAACGGCGAUUAUAUAAUUAGACAAGGUGCCAGAGGUGAUACCUUUUUCAUUAUUAGUAAAGGACAAGUACGAGUUACUAUGAAGCAAAAAGAUUCCGCAGAAGAUAAAUUUAUUAGAACGUUACGUCGUGGUGAUUUCUUUGGAGAAAAAGCUUUGCAAGGCGAUGACCUGAGAACUGCAAACAUUAUCGCAAACGAUGUCGAUGGUGUCACUUGUUUAGUCAUAGAUCGUGAAACUUUCAACCAAUUGAUCUCUCCUUUGGACGAGAUACGGAAGAAAUACGAGGAUGAACUCGUGGAAAGACGAAGAUUGGACGAUGAAUUCCAAAACGUUCAAUUGCACCAUCUACGACGGAUUGCUACCCUUGGGGUUGGUGGAUUUGGUCGUGUCGAAUUAGUUCAAAUAGCUGAUGACAGCUCCCGAGCGUUUGCCCUCAAACAGAUGAAAAAGGCACAAAUAGUCGAAACCCGACAGCAACAACAUAUAAUGUCGGAGAAACGUAUAAUGAAUGAGACGAACUGUGACUUUAUUGUCAAGUUAUACAAAACGUUCAAAGACGAUAAGUAUUUGUAUAUGUUAAUGGAAGUUUGCCUAGGAGGAGAGCUUUGGACAGUUCUCAGAGACAGGGGACACUUCGAUGAUGCUACUACUCGAUUUUACACUGCAUGCGUCGUUGAAGCUUUCGACUAUUUACAUUCACGAAAUAUCAUUUAUCGUGAUCUCAAACCGGAGAAUCUUCUACUUGACAAUGAAGGAUACGUCAAAGUCGUAGACUUUGGAUUUGCUAAAAGAUUAGAUCAUGGAAAGAAGACAUGGACUUUCUGUGGUACACCUGAAUACGUUGCACCGGAAGUUAUUCUUAAUAGAGGUCACGACAUAAGUGCUGAUUAUUGGUCUCUUGGUGUCCUAAUGUUUGAACUUCUUACUGGAGCGCCGCCUUUCACUGGUUCUGAUCCGAUGAAAACUUACAAUAUCAUUUUAAAAGGCAUUGAUACCAUCGACUUUCCGAAGAUCAUAACACGUAACGCUUCUGUCCUCAUUAAAAAACUUUGCAGAGAUAAUCCGGCGGAACGACUCGGCCACCAAAAAGGAGGCAUUAGCGAAAUUCAAAAGCACAAAUGGUUCGAUGGCUUCAAUUGGGAAGGUCUAAGACUACGAACAUUAGAUCCACCGAUUAGACCCCGUAUUCGUGCGCCUAUUGAUACUUCAAACUUCGACGAUUACCCACCAGACACUGACCCAACACCCCCAGAUGAUCUCUCUGGAUGGGACGCUGAUUUUUAAUAACAUUAAUAAGAAUAUCACAAAAUAUAAAAUGUUCAAAUUUGUUUGACGCGAGUAUUUCUUAAUACGUUAAGCCAUAUUUGACGGGGAUGUAACAAUAAUCUGGAAUGUAUUAAGAAUCGUUUAGUGUGCAAAGAUUAUAUGAGAAUCACGUUGAUCGUUCUGUUGAUAUAAUUAAACGAUUAAAUCUAUA
Polistes dominula (European paper wasp) is the source of this 3414-nucleotide messenger RNA. RefSeq names its product cGMP-dependent protein kinase for (gene for). Gene Ontology annotation, molecular function: ATP binding; cGMP-dependent protein kinase activity. The record is from RefSeq and is a predicted model, not a curated record. Gene Ontology annotation, biological process: protein phosphorylation. Lineage: Eukaryota; Metazoa; Arthropoda; Insecta; Hymenoptera; Vespidae.